This is a messenger RNA of Capsella rubella, 809 nucleotides long. RefSeq lists its product as uncharacterized. Bases 83 to 697 code for a protein of 204 amino acids. The record is from RefSeq and is a predicted model, not a curated record. NCBI's taxonomy places the organism in Eukaryota, Viridiplantae, Streptophyta, Magnoliopsida, Brassicales, Brassicaceae. The transcript is spliced from 2 exons.
GUAAUUCGUGUCCGGACGUAAAAAUGUAUAUAGAUUCUCACGUCUUUGGAACAUAUCUAUAAAGACAAAAUAGAACCAAUCUAUGUAUUUGUUCUUCAAUCCCACACCUCUUGUGUCACUUUCUUCCUUUCUCUUCUCAAAAUUUCAAGCUACUUUGCUUCACUUGACACAUAUUCUACUCUAUAAAUCUCGUUGUAUAAUUAUAUUCUCUAAACCUUCAAUAAAUCAAACAAAAGGUGAGGGAACAAUGGAGAGGAACGACAUGAGACAUGAGGUAUGGAGUUCUUGGAGAGACGAUGAUUUUCAAGAAGAUGAUGUAUGGGAUGUUCUUGAUGAUGGAUAUCAAUCAUCGUUUGUGAUUAGUAACCAUACCGCUAAACCUAGUUUCACAACACAAAAUUUACUUCCAAGCGAACCAAGAAUGAUUCCCGAGAGGCAGAGGAUAGAAGGAAUGGCACCCAUGACACAACACUCGGCUCCUGUUAAUGUCCCUGAUUGGUCAAUGGUUCACACAAAGAAGACAAACAAGAAGGUUGAUGAUAGUGAUGAUGAUAAUGUAUCACCGGAGGAAUAUUUCAUGGGGCGGAGUAGAUCGUCGUCGUCUUCAGUUAUGGAAGGAGUUGGAAGAAAACUGAAAGGAAGAGAUUUGAGCAAGGUCAGGAAUGCAAUAUUGAAGCAAACUGGAUUUCUUGAGUAGACCAAGAGCUUGUAUAUAUAUAUAAAUGUUUAGAUAAUACAUAUAUGAACCUCUCGAAUGUCUAGAUAUUUACAUUGUGAUUAAUUAGCAAAUGAAUUAUUAGGUGAAUUCA